GGGGGUAAGAGUGUGAACAAGAGAGAGAAGAGGCGUUCUCUAACAGAAAGAGGUAGAGGAGAGGAAAGCAACAUAGUUGUUUUCUAUCUCCGUGGAUCUCACACAGAGUUGUCUCACCACAAGAGAGGGAAUAUUUUUUUAAUUUUUCUUCUGUUCAUGUUAUCACCACUGAUCAUACAGAAUAAAUACCUUGUGAAACUGGGAUUUUCUUCAAUCUGAACUCAACAGUAAAACAGAUUUAAUCUCAGACUGAUUAUUCUGACGGGACUCGUUCUAUUUGGAUCCUACUAGUUAUCUGGUGUGGAUAUCAUACCAGUCUGUCUCUGAGAUGGGGUCCAGAACUCUUCUACUUGUUCUGGGUCUUCAUUUCACUCUUCUGGGGAACCAAGAGGCCAGAGAUUGCGGCCUGGGCUUCAUAGCCAAAGGGAGUCAACAAUGUGAUGAUAUAGAUGAGUGUAAAGUGUUGGACAGUACCCCACCCUGUGAAAGUACUGCCAUGUGUUACAACACACAGGGAAGCUUCUACUGUCAGUGUCAACCUGGGUUCAAAUCCACAACGAAUGGCGGCUUUACUCCUCUCACUGGGAAGUGUAGCGACAUCGAUGAGUGCCAAGAUACACCUCAGUUUUGUGGCAGCAACGCCAUUUGCCUCAACACCAUUGGGAGCUACCACUGCCGUUGUCAACCUGGGUUCAGAUUCUCUAAUCACACUGUGCAAUACUGAUGGAAAGUCCAAUAUCCAGUUUUCUGAUGAGUUGACCAAUGAUUUUGUCACGUCUGCUCCUGCUCCCCCUCUCUGACGCUCGAGGUUGCCAGGCGACUCAUCAUUACUCACACCUCUCACCAUCGUUACGCGUCCCAGCGCUUCAUCGGACUCACCUGGACUCCAUCACGUCAUUGAUUAUCUACCCUAUAUCUGUUACCCCCUCCAGUUAAUUUUUCAUGUCUGCAUUGAUGUUGUUUUGUUUCUCCUGUCCAGACGCUCUUCCUGUUUUUCAUGUCUGUUAAUCCAUUAAAUAUUCAUUCCCUGUACUUACUUCUCGUCUUCCAGCGUCUGACAUCACAGAGCCAUUACAGAUUGUGUACAUUUCCUUUUUAAAAACUUGCUGAAGCAUUUGACUUAGGAUAACAGUUAGUGAGACUGUAGUUAUAUACAGUAUAAAGAUACCUGGAUCCGGCUGUUUUUUCAUUUGUUUUUAUUUAAAUUUAACCUUUAUUUGACUAGACAAGUCAGUUAAAAACAAAAUGUUAUUUACAAUGAUGCCCUAGGUAGAGUGGGUUAACUGCCUUGUUCAGCGGCAGAACAACAUGUAUAUUUUCUUUCAGCUCCGGAGAUUCGAUCUAGCAACCAUUCGGUUAUUGUCCCAAUGCUCUAACCACUAGGCUACAUGCCACCCCUUAGGAUACCUAUCUCCUCUCUUGGGUAGGGGGUAGUAUUUUCACCUCCUGAUGAAAAGCAUGCCAAAGUAAAUUGCCUGUUACAUAAUCCCAGAAUUUAGGAUAUGCAUAUAAUUAGUAGAUUUGGAUAGAAAACACUCUAAAGUUUCCAAAACUGUUAGAAUAAUAUGCCUGUGAUUAUAACAGCACUGAUAUGGCAGGCAAAAACCUGAGAAAAAUCCAUCCAGGAAGUGGAAUUGUUUUCAUGUGGCUGUUCUGGUUUCAAGCUUUUAUUUUGAAAAAUGAUGUGUUAAAAGCCAUUUCAACAGUUUUAACAAUAGUUAUCAAGGUGUCAUACAAGGAGGGAAAAUGUUGCUGUCUGAAGAGGUAGCAUUAAAUUGUACACAGCAUCUCCUCUCACUCAGGUGACUGUGACCUCCUCCUCAGACCAAUUGACAGUACGCCCAGAACAUUGUUCUGGAAACCAAAAUGAGUAUCUCAGUUUCAAGGUCCCAGAUUUGAAAGAAGAACCCUUGUUAGUUAUCAGUCACUCAGUCACUUGCAGGAACCAACGUUGCAUAAUGAAUCAUGUAAAUCAUGCUUAUAUGAAUUGUGUGGAUAGCCGUAUAUCAGAGAACUAACGGGACUGUCCCGGCAGAGCUCCUGACCGAUGUGAACUAUGCAUGGUGUUUGUUGGAACCUCUCCAGCUUGCUGAUAAUAAAGAAUGAUUCAUUUAAGUUUGA
Messenger RNA from Oncorhynchus masou masou (cherry salmon), 2121 nucleotides. RefSeq names its product adhesion G protein-coupled receptor E5-like. The record is from RefSeq and is a predicted model, not a curated record. The transcript is spliced from 4 exons. Bases 329 to 724 code for a protein of 131 amino acids. NCBI's taxonomy places the organism in Eukaryota, Metazoa, Chordata, Actinopteri, Salmoniformes, Salmonidae. Gene Ontology annotation, molecular function: calcium ion binding.